AUGUCGCUAUACACCUUCUCGAGUGGUGCGUACCCGGGUGCUUUUGUCGGCGCGAUGUCCGGGAGCGGUGUCGUUGAAGGACCAGCAAUUGGUGUUGACGUUCCUGCUGCUGCAGUUGAUGGUUCUGCUACUGCCGAUGUUGUCUCUGCUGCUGCCAAUGUUGUCUCUGCUAUUGCCGAUGUUGUCUCUGCUGCUGCCCAUGUUGUCUCUGCUGCUGUCGAUGUUGUCUCUGCUGCUGCCGAUGUUGUCUCUGCUACUGCCGAUGUUGUUUGA
Messenger RNA from Closterium sp. NIES-65, 273 nucleotides. NCBI's taxonomy places the organism in Eukaryota, Viridiplantae, Streptophyta, Zygnematophyceae, Desmidiales, Closteriaceae. The record is from the annotation of a GenBank genome assembly.